UUUUAUUUACAUUGUAUCUGCACGGUGUGUUAACUCGUCACAUACUGACGCUUGGUCAGGACGUCAUUUUUCGACGUGCAGUGUACAAUCUCUGUACAUGACUUUGUUCCGUCAUUGAUUGAACUAUACAGCUUACAUAUCAUGCUUAUAUGACACACAGAACUUAUAGAAUAUGCAUUUACAUGUUCAUUUAAAACUAUUAUGUUUAAACAGUUAACUCACUUUCCCCAUUUCUGCUUACCUUUAACCUUCCUCAUGUUCUUCCUCUAAAUGAUAUUUUCCUUGGCUAAAGCAGAACAGAAACAGAAAUAAAUAAUAAUAUUCUGAACAGAAUUUUGAGAUUUUAAAAGGGGGUUGACCUCAAAUUGUACACAGCAAACUCUUAAAUAUGUUAUCUUUUGAAAACUUGGCAUGAAAAUAAAGUUUCUACCCGUUAUUUUGUAAUACUUAACAUGUGUAUCUCUAUUAAGCACGCGUACUCAACACAUCUACGGGCAGUUUCUGAUUGGCCAAUGCAUUCCUAAGCUCAACAGAAACGUGUUUGAAUGGUCAUAUGGCUCAACGCUGCACACAACAGUGCUGAAAAACAAUCGGAUGUAUCUAAAUGUAAUUCCGGAAAUUGACACAUUUCAUUAAUUUUACACAUUUUAUUUUAAUCGCAACAGCCGUACUAUAUUGUUUAAAUGUGCAGGGGCAUUUUUUGCCCCUUUGACCUGAAUUCAUGGGGCAUUUUUGUUCAUUUUGGUGGCAUUUUUGCCACAAGCUCUCGUUAAUUCCCGACCCUGGUGCAUACACCCCUAUGUGAAUGAGAUGCUUUGUUUAAAGUGAAUCAUAAUUUGAGGGGAUUUUGGAAGUUCCUUAAAACAAGGACAGAACUGAAUUAAAAGGAACUGAAGGAAGUGAAUUACAAUUACCUUAAGUACAUGUCAUGCAUGGAAAUGAUUAGAUUUUCAUCUAAUUGGUUACACAUCCACAUGGCCUAAAAUAACAAGUGCCUUCACUGAUAGGCCAAGAAACAGUUAUGAUAUUGGAACAGAUUAAUCACAGUUGGUUAAUUUCGGUUUCAGCCCCUCUGAUUUUUCACGUGACUGCUGUAAGAUGAGCGGUGCUUGGCUGUAAGAUGUGUGGCAUGAAGUGUUACCUGGGCUUCUCUGAUAUGCUUAAGCUUGUUUUAAUUGGCUAAACUCUACCACAUUCUGAUCCAUAGCUAUUUCAGGGCAUGUAAGACACAAGCGGUUUGAAGACGUGCCAGGCAUAAACAGGAAAGGAACAAUACAAUACAACUCACUAGAAAAUCAAUUAGUGGCAGGAUGAAUGUAAGUUCAUAAUACUCUUCCCAGUGAACACAUGCUGUGUGAGGUUUACUGUUUUAAGGAUUUUAAGUGUACAAUUCUUUAGUGCUUGUACUGUGCAACACAAAUCUGCAAUAAAAUCCCUAGUUAACAGUGAAAUAGUUUGUUGCUCUCAAUAAGAAAGGACCAAAGAGAAACAUGCCAGCUCAAACUGGAGAAAUGAAGCAGUGGCAACCUUACAACCACAGACUCUUGGCAGCUGCCAUUUCUGAAUGUUAAUCCACAAAUCUUCUGUAAUCAGGAUGAGUGAACAUGCCUGUCUUAACAGAGCACCUGUGUCAAGAUUUGGAAGGAUUCUUCAGUGAUCGGAGGCCUAAGUGUCCGAUCAGAUGGCUGGGAGGAGGGGACAGGCAGGGACACGGCUCUGUCCUGUGGGAUCAGACAGUCUACAGUAAGAAUCCAUACUGGGAGGACUAAACAGACACAGCAGAAGCAAUGAUCUGAUCACCCAGAGAGACGUGGACAACACUAAAACAUCUUCUGAGCACUUUUAAUGAUUCCAUGGAGGGAGCAGUGAGGACGCAGAUGAUGAUGAAGUGCAUGCUGAGCGUGUGAGUCCUGGCUCGUGCUGGCCAGAUGGCUGAGGUUAAAGUCACGGUGCAGGAAGAUCCAAAUCUGGGCUCCGGUCCAGAUGAGGAUGCCUCUGAGUUGUCAGUUUCAGAGGAUGAUUCAGAUUCUGGGAGUGUGCUGUCAGAUGACUCCGUGCUCCCUGAUUAUGAACGGGAAGAUGCCAGUGGAGGCUCUGCCAACACCUUGUACCAAGCCUGUGCCAAGAACAAUGCGGCAGCCCUCCACAGAGUUCUGGAAAGGGGUGUUACAAGAGACGAAGUCAUGGAACUAGACAUAAAUGGCAGGAACGGUCUGAUGGUGGCAGUCUCAAAAGGCUUUCUGGAUCUCGUGUAUGGACUCAACCAGUGCCCAUUUCUGGAUAUCAAUCACCAGGAUAAUGAUGGCAACACUGCACUCAUGAUCGCUGCACAGGCCGGUUACGUAAUCAUCCUCACCUACAUCCUAAAUUUCUUCAGCGGUGUGGACAUGGAGCUCCGGGAUAACCGAGGCUUCACCGCACUCCUCAAGGCAGUUAUGCAAGGCAGCGAUGACUGCGUGGCUUCACUGCUCAUGGCUGGAGCUGACAUAAAUGUUGUGGAUGCCACAAGAGGGAAGGACAUACGAGAAUGGGCUCUGAAGACAGGUCGCUUUGAGACAUUGUACAGACUUAGACGGCUGAACACCAGGCCUCAGGCUGAACAAUUCUGUGAAACAUACGUCCCAGAAUGGCCAGAUCUGAAGGAGCUUGUGGCCAAGGCCACAGCCACAAAAAGCACUGGACAGAAAGUCGCCCAUCGCCUAAAGUCCACGUUCACCUUUAGUUUUCCACAUGACCCCCAGGACAAUGGCAUCAUGGACCAUAUGGUGCGCAUAACCACAAGCAUCCACAGUCCCUUGGUAGUCACCGGAUGCCGCCCUCUGUGUCCAUCGAGCCCGCCGGAGAUUGGAAAGAAGCGCUUGGCUGUGCCUGAAUUGAUGCAGAUGCACCCUGGGAAAAAGCUUGAGGAACAUGUGAUGCGACACAGCAAUGGCUCCAUCUCUGUGGCAUCUACCUCUGAUUCUUCUGUGUCGCUGGGUUCGUGCUGCUCCGAUACAGAGCGGAGAGGCAGCGUGCUCUCCAUGGCCUCCAAUGGAGUCCGCAAGUUCGUCCCACGCAGCAUGGCCCGCCGCAACAGCGUGUUCCCCACCGGCUGCGUCCCCCAAAUCAAAGUGACCAAGUCUGGAGAUCCAACACCCAAGAAGGAGAAGAAGAAGAAGCUAACGAAAGGUUACUUAGAGCCACCGAUAUGGAAGUACAAGGAGGCUAAAGAGGAGAGGAAAAAAGAGAAGAAAAAGGAAAAAGCAGAUCAAGAGAAAACGGAUAAAGGAGCAAAGAAAAAAAGUAAAAAAUGAACUUCCAACAGGUUGCCAUGAUGCUCAGCCAUCAUUCUUUUAGAUCUUUCCUAACUGCUACUAAAAGGGAAACAUGUUUGAAUGGAUGAAUAUUUUUUUCACAGUCAUUUUAAAUGAAUGGAUAGCGGUACAGUACUUCUGAUUUAUUUAUGUAACCUCAAAUAAGAUUAAUACCUCUCCAACAACCAGUAGGCCUAUAUUUACUUCCAUUUUGAACAUUUUCACUUCUUUGUUUCAGGUCUUCUCCUUUAAGCCUAUGCUACGGCAACAUUAUUCUUUGUAAUGUACAAUUUUACAAAAGCCUUUUUUAGCUACACUACCUUUUGGGGUCAGUAAGAUUUAUUGUAAAAUGUAUCCGUUUUUAAGUUUUGACUCUUAGGUUCACCAAGGCUUCAGGUGUUCAAUACAGUAAAAACAGAAAUGUUUCGAAAUAUUAAUACAAGAUAAAGUUACUGUUUUCUAUUUUAGUACAUUUUAAAAUGUAACUUAUUCCUGUGAUGGCAAAGCCAAAUUUUCAGCAGCAUUUACUCAAGUUUUUAGUGUCACAUUAUCCUUCAGAAAUCAAAAAGUUGGGCUUUUUAAUAUUUAAUUUAAUUAUUGAUGUCUUUAAUGUCAUUUUUGAUCAAAAUAAUGCAUCCUUGAUAAUUGAAGGUUUUAAUUUUUUUAUAUCAUACUGACCCCAGACUUUUUAAACGGUAGUGUAUUUGUCCCUGUUCUGUUACUGUCAUUUGUAUGCAUUACACUAUUGUGCAAGCACUUUAAUAGUUAAAAUCUUCUACCAUACAGGCAAAUUGGUACUUACAAUAUUUAUCUUUCCUCUUUACCUCUAUGCAAUUACAUUUGAAAUUAAAUGGAUGUAUGAAUUUGUUCUUUAUUUUGUUUUUGUUUUUUUUGUGUGUUUGUCUCAGGGAAAGCACUUAUUGUGUACAUUAUAAAGCCAGGCACUAAAAUGACCCCUUAAAAAAGCAAAAUCUAUGUAACACUAUUAUUACUGGUGUACGCAUGAUUAUCCAUCAGACUGCAAGAUGGAAAUUGUACUGUAUAAUGCACCAGCCAAUAUGUUAUGUAUUCCUGUUUGUUUUGACUGACUAUACAUUGUUUGUAAUAUUCUAGUUGGAUGAAAUAUAAAACAAACAACAAAAAGAGACUAAUAAACACACAUAUGUGUGA
Molecule: messenger RNA, 4463 nt
Organism: Labeo rohita (rohu)
Lineage: Eukaryota; Metazoa; Chordata; Actinopteri; Cypriniformes; Cyprinidae
Gene: ankrd33aa
Product: ankyrin repeat domain 33Aa
Exons: 5
Coding region: 1929-3293 (454 amino acids)
Molecular function (GO): protein binding
Source: RefSeq, a predicted model, not a curated record